Molecule: messenger RNA, 1505 nt
Organism: Suillus clintonianus
Lineage: Eukaryota; Fungi; Basidiomycota; Agaricomycetes; Boletales; Suillaceae
Product: isoprenoid synthase domain-containing protein
Exons: 4
Coding region: 258-1217 (319 amino acids)
Molecular function (GO): carbon-oxygen lyase activity, acting on phosphates
Source: RefSeq, a predicted model, not a curated record
CAGGCCUAUGAAAGUCAUUUACCUUACCCUCCUAUUAUCUUUUCAAUCAACUAAAUCAUUUCCAGGAUUCACUCAUUUCCCUUUCUUUCCCUUACCAACCUGUGGUUGUCGCGUCCCUCUGAGUCUUAGCUUCUCGCAGACGUAGCGACGAAUUAGGAACGAAGUUACACACAAGUGCUGAGGGUAUAGGUGUUAGUACACAUACACGGCCUUGAUUCCAUAUCCUACCGAAAUCCCGUGCUGGUCAGCCAUUUGCGAUGUCAAUCACAGAAGCAAGCCUUUCCACAUCUGCCGCCGACUGUGACGUCUUAGCUGGCAUCCGUCAUGCUAUUGCCGAUUUUCUUCAGCAUUGCGGCUUGCAAUAUACGCCCACCACGAUCGAUGAAGAGCUGUACAACAAAUGCUGCCAGGAUGCCAUAAAUCGUGGUUUUCCGAUGUCGGAUGAGGAUUAUUCUCUCCGACCGUACAUGGUCAUUGGUGUGACCAUGUCGUCCAUUGCUUAUGGCCACCUCACCAAUCCUGCCACCAGGAUGUGGCUCUGCCACUUCACAGCUGCUGGCAUCUGUGUAGAUGAUACUAUGAAGAGGCAACAAGACAUGGAGAAUUUGUACCGUUUCAACGAACGAUUUGCAACCUGCCAGCCACAGGGCGAUGCAGUCCUGAAUACGUGGGAUGAGAUAUUGCGGGAGACCCCUCGUCAUUUCUCCCCAUUGGUGUCUGGUUUUAUUACCACAUCCACGCUCGACUUCAUCUCCGGGCUCCUGCUUGAAUAUGAGACACAGGGUAUGAAGAUCUCGAGAGAUGCUCCAAUGUACCCCGAGUAUACUAGGCUCCUAUCCGGCUUGGCGCAUGGGUUUGCCUAUUUUGUUUUCCCUCCGACGGUCCCACUUCUGGAUUACGUUCAAUGUAUACCAGACUUGAUGUUUUUCUUAAACCACGCUAAUGAUAUACUGUCAUACUACAAGGAGGAAAUAGAAGGGGACAGCACAAACUAUGUGUCGCUCUUAGCAGCCUCCCGCGGUCUCACGAAACACGAGGCACUGUGUCGACUUAUUGAGAAAACCGUGCUAGCGCACCAUAAUAUCGUCAAAUGCCUGAAACCGCAUCCUGAGGCCUAUGAGGCCUACGCCAGUGUUUGCCAUGGAUAUAUCAAGUUCCAUACCGCCUUGAAAAGGUAUAUGGUAAAGGAGAUUAUGGCGGAGAAGUCCUUGCUGUAAUUUUGCGUUGAUCUAUGUCGAUGGAUUUGUUACGAUUAGAAUUUAUUUUCCAUAUAUACUAAAGUUAUUCCAUUAGUAAAAUACCCAUAUUGUCGUAGCUGCUAUCCACCAUGACAUUGGAGGGCCGCAUGCUGUCUAUGCUGUCAUGUCAAAUGUGCUGGCCUCAGGUACCACCACCUUCAUAAAUGAGCGAAUAAUGUUAUCUAGGCAACCGUUCAUCCAUCCCGGUGGCAAUAUGACUCGCACGUUUAUCGUCACUAGCGGUGCCCCAUUCUGUGUCCGUGAGUG